Periophthalmus magnuspinnatus is the source of this 866-nucleotide messenger RNA. Its product is annotated as paramyosin-like. Gene Ontology annotation, molecular function: dynein complex binding. Gene Ontology annotation, biological process: chromosome localization to nuclear envelope involved in homologous chromosome segregation; spindle localization; telomere localization. The record is from RefSeq and is a predicted model, not a curated record. Gene Ontology annotation, cellular component: meiotic nuclear membrane microtubule tethering complex; lateral element; chromosome, telomeric region. NCBI's taxonomy places the organism in Eukaryota, Metazoa, Chordata, Actinopteri, Gobiiformes, Gobiidae. Bases 36 to 866 code for a protein of 276 amino acids. The transcript is spliced from 11 exons.
AGUUAUUUCAGUAACCCGGUGACAAAAGAAGCAGAAUGGAUACUGAGGAAGAAAACAUGACAGCGCAGGAAAUGAUGGAGAAAAUCGCCCAGCUCGAUCACAACAGCAGUUUACUGAAGGAGCAGAACACAGAGAUGAGGAGCUGGCUGGAUACGGCGGAUGAAGACAUGGCCAUACUUCGAUCUGAGAACAGUUUUCUCAAAAAGCAAGUGAAAGACCUGGAGAAAAUAAUCAGCGAUGCUCAGAGUGUUGAAUCAGAACCAACUGAAUGUCAGCCCGAUUACCUUGAUUUGAAAAUAAGAAAUGACAUGGAAAUUCAGAAGUUGGAGAAGGAAUCAGCCUCUCUGAAAAAAGAAAACAAAAAGCUCACAGAUGAGAUAAGGAACUUGCAGCAGCUACAACAGCAAGAUGAUGUGACCCUGAACAAGUUAAAAGCUUCAUUUCAAAUACUUGAGUCUGAGUGGGAGGAGGCUCAGUUAGGACUACAGCAAAGAGAUGAGGUUCUUCAACAGAAACAACAGGAGUUAAAACAUGCUGAGGAAAUGGUGGAAGAAUAUUCAACCAUUAUAAAGGAUCUCAGGGUGAAAAACCAGCAAUUAAAAGAGGAACUUGAGGCUGGACAGGAUGAAGUGUCAUUCGCUGUUGCUAUUGACCUUUUGGAAGCAAAGGACAAGAGUAGCAGUCCUGCUCUGUCAUUUGCCGAGGAGCUUAGGCUGUUGGAUUCUUUCUUUCAUACCAACAUCAGCAUAUCAGACGUCACAGUGGCAAAUGAUGAAGUAAUGUCUGAAAAAGCCCAAAAGACAACUUGUUUAGUGACAGACGAUUGCACUGAUUGCACUGAAAGUGGAGAAUUUUUUAUUUUCUAG